This is a messenger RNA of Auxenochlorella protothecoides, 906 nucleotides long. RefSeq names its product Membrane-associated protein VIPP1, chloroplastic. The transcript has 6 exons. Lineage: Eukaryota; Viridiplantae; Chlorophyta; Trebouxiophyceae; Chlorellales; Chlorellaceae. The coding region runs from base 1 to 906 and encodes 301 amino acids. The record is from RefSeq and is a predicted model, not a curated record.
AUGCGUUUGAAACGCAGGGCUGGGUCUGCGGUGGCGAGCAAUCAGUGGGGAAGGCAGGAAAGGCAGGAAAUCGCCUUCUGGAUCGCGGAAGGCACUCGGCUGCCCCCUCUCCAGCAUGCUCGGGCCCCGCGGGCUUCCCCGGUCGCUGUACAGGCCAACCUCUUCGGCAGGGUGGUUCGCAUCGUCAAGUCCUACACCAGCGCCCUAGUGGGCGGGCUGGAGGACCCCGAGAAGAUCCUGGAGCAGGCGGUCUCCGACAUGCAGAACGACCUCAUUCGGCUGCGCCAGGCGGCCGCGGAGGUGACGGCCGCGCAGAAGCGGCUGCAGAACAAGCGGGACAUGGCGGCUCAGACCGCGGACGAGUGGUACCGCCGCGCAGAGCUGGCGCUGAGCAAGGGCGACGAGGAGCUGGCGCGAGAGGCGCUGACGCGGCGCAAGGCCCACGCGGCCACGGCCACCCAGCUGGAGGGCCAGCUGGCGCAGCAGACCAAGGCGGUGAGCACCAUCAUGGGCAACAUGAAGAUGCUGGAAGGAAAGCUGCAGGAGGCUAAGCUGAAGAAGGACACGCUGAAGGCGCGGGCGCAGAGCGCCAAGUCCGCUCGCCAGAUCCAGGACAUGGUGGCGGGGCUGAAUACCAGCAGCGCCCUCGGUGCAUUCGAGAAGAUGGAGGAGAAGGUGAUGGCCAUGGAGUCCGAGGCCGAGGCGGCCACCAUGCUGGCGUCCCCUGACGAUGGGCUGGAGUCCAAGUUCCAGCAGCUGGAGGCUGGGAAUGUGGAGGAUGACCUGUCAGAGCUGCGGCGCAGCCUGGGCACCAGCAAGCCCAAGCAGCAGCUCCCUCCUGGCCGGCCUGUGCGGGAUGCCAUCGACUUUGAGCUGGAUGAGAUGCGGCGCAACCGCCAGUACUGA